CUGUCAACAAACUAAAACAGCUACGAAUCGACAACUUGGACUAUCUUCACGCAUGAAGUGCAACAUGCAUUACUAUCGGACUUGAGACAGAAUGGAGACGUGUUACUGAUUUUUUUAAACAGCGUUUAGGACCGAAAGCGAACUCCCGUCGUGAUUGUUGACUUAGUUGCUUGAAAGCUAGCUAAGUUAGCAGGAGAGCGUCUGUAACACAGGUUAACUGGUUAAGCAGCCAGUCUAGCUCUGCUAGCUACAACUUUUGUCAUUCUCCUAUCUGAGGUUCCAGCCAGCAAAGCGUUUGGACAGUUCGGCGCCUCCCCAGCUUCUCGCCAUGGCUGACAGCAGCAUAGUGACUUUAGGGACAGCUCGGAGUCUGCUGGUGGAUUCUUCAGUCUAUGAUUCGAGGAUCGCCGAAACCACUAAGGACCAUGUAUUUCUGGGCAUGGCAUGUGAAGACGGGGAAGAUAUGCUGCCAAAAGUGGAGACCCGGGUUGUUCUGGUGGGAGAAGCGGGCAGAAAUGGAGCUCUGGUCAAAGCCCUGCAGGCCAUCAGAGUAAUGGAGGUACCGGUGGUAAAGAUAAGAGGAGGCGAGGCGGGUGCCGAAGAGAAAAUGAUGAUUAAAUCUAUAGUCAAUAUGGACAUCAACACUCCGUGCAUAAUGACAGACAACAUCCAGGAGAUCGGCGACGGAGAGAAUACUGAUUUCGAGACGGUGUUCGUCCUCACAGACUUUGAUUCGCCAGACUACAGCUACCUCUACAAACGUGACAACCGCAUCGUCGGCCCUCCUGUAGUGCUGCACUGUGCUGCGAGGGAGGAACCUGUCCCGUUUUCAUGUCGUCCUCUGUACUGCACCACUAUGCUCAACCUGUCGCUGUGUUUCACUGGCUUCAGAAACAAAGAGGAAAUGAAGAACUUGGUAAAUCUGGUUCAUCACAUGGGUGGAACCAUCCGGAAAGACUUCAGCACCAAGGUCACUCAUCUCAUCGCCUACUCCACUCAUGGAGAGAAAUACAGGCUGGCAGUGUGUAUGGGGACACCCAUCCUCACUCCAUUAUGGAUUCAUAAGGCCUGGGAGAGAAGAGACGAUGUGUCAUUACAUGCGGGAGAAGAGGUGUUUCGAACAGAGUUCAAAGUGCCUCCAUUCCAGGACUGCAUCCUCAGCUUUUUGGGUUUCUCAGAAGAAGAGAAGGCCAACAUGGAGGAGAGGACUCUCAAACACGGUGGCAGCCACCUCGAGGUGGGAGACGAGAGGUGUACACACAUGGUGGUGGAGGAAAACUCAGUGAAGGAUCUUCCGUUUUCUCCCUCCACGAAACUCUUUGUGGUCAAACAGGAGUGGUUCUGGGGAAGCAUUCAGAUGGACGCUCGAGCCGGAGAGUCCAUGUACCUCUAUGAGAAGAACGACAGCCCGGCCAUGAAGAAGGCGGUGUCUCUCCUCUCCCUCACCACCCCCAACAGUAACCGUAAGCGAAGGCGUCUGAGGGACACGCUGGCUCAGCUCACCAAGGAGAGCGAGAUCUCCCCCUUCCCUCCGCCACGCAAAAGGCCUUCAGCAGAGCACACCUUGUCCAUGGGUUCUUUGCUGGACAUCUCAAACACCCCCGAGACAUGCAAGGCCUUGGCAGAAGACACAGUAGGGAACAGAUCAGGAAGACAAGGUGAUGAUACUAUGACCAGGAAUACAAGAAGGAGAAGCAGGCAGAUGAGGAUUAGGACAGACAGGAAUGAGAGGAGGAAAAGGUCCUACAGGAGUUCAGGUUCUCUUCGACAACUAGAGGAGGAGCAGCCAGGAACUUCUGCAGAGAGCUCCAAGCCAUCCAAGAGUUCCACCCCAGUCCUGUCCAAGCAGUCAGCCAGGUGGCAGGUCUCCAAGGAGCUCUACCAGACAGAGAGCAACUAUGUGGACAUUUUAAAAACCAUACUACAGCUUUUCAAGAUUCCACUGGAGAAAGAGGGGCAGGUGGGAGGACCAAUCCUGGCCCAGGAAGAAAUGAAAACAAUAUUCGGUUGCAUUCCAGACAUCUACGAGGUUCACACCAGGAUAAAGAAUGACCUGGAGGAGAUGCUCAGUGACUGGUCAGAGGAUAAGAGUGUAGGAGACAUCAUCCUCAAAUAUUCUGAAAAGUUGGUGAAGGCCUACCCACCAUUUGUCAACUUUUUUGAAAUGAGCAAGGAGACCAUUGUCAGAUGUGAGAAACUAAAGCCGCGAUUCCACGCUUUUCUCAAGAUCAACCAGGCCAAGCCGGAGUGUGGCAGACAGACAUUAGUGGAGCUGCUCAUCAGACCUGUGCAGAGACUGCCGAGCGUGGCUCUUCUUCUUAACGACAUAAAGAAGCAUACGUCAGAUGACAACCCAGACAAGAUAACCCUGGAGAAAGCUAUCGAGUCUCUGAAAGAAGUAAUGACUCACAUCAACGAGGACAAGAGGAAGACUGAGGGUCAGAAGCAGAUCUUUGAUGUGGUUUAUGAGGUGGAUGGCUGUCCUGCCAACUUGCUGUCCUCUCAUCGCAGUCUGGUUCACAGAGUAGAAACGAUCGCUCUGGGAGACCAGCCAUGUGACCGUGGUGAAAAUGUCACACUCUUCCUCUUCAACGACUGCCUCGAGAUUGCGAGAAAGCGACACAAGGUGAUCAAUACAUUCAAGAGUCCGCUGGGACAGACGAGACCGCCGCCCCCGCUCAAACACAUCGCCCUGAUGCCGCUGUCCCAGAUACGGAGAGUGCUGGACCUGCAGGACACAGAGGAAUGUGUGAAUGCCUUCGCCUUGGUCGUGCGCCCUCCGACUGAACAGGAGAACUUAUUGUUCAGCUUCCAACUGGCCGGAGAGGAAACAGUUAAAAGCGCCUGGCUGCGAACACUUUGCCGCCACGUCGCCAACACCAUCUGCAAGGCUGACGCGGAGGAUCUGAUUCAAUGCACAGACCCAGACUCACUGCAGGUCAGCACUAAGGAUAUGGACAGCACCCUGAGCAAAGCCUCCAGGGCCAUCAAAAAGACCUCUAAAAAGGUCACGAGGGCGUUUUCUUUCACUAAAACCCCGAAGCGUGUGAUUCAGAGGGCCUUCCUGGCCAACACUACUCCAGAUGAGAAAAGGCUGAGCUGCGAACACCGCGUCGGCAGCAGCUCCACACUGGCUAUGUCUCGCUCUGCCUCCACGUUCAGUUUGAACGAUUCUGGCAAGAGCAGUGCCGUGGUGCAGCGCUCUAACUCUCUGGACCACCCUCCGGUCCGAGCAAGGGUCCCCGUGUGUAUACGUACCCCCUGCAGCCCGGCCAAAAACCCCAACCAUAGCCCCCGCCCCAACACUGCCCCUCAGAGCAACCAAGGCCUUGCUGCCAACUAUUACCCCAAGGUCCAAGAACCCAAGUCCACUCUUCACGCUCCAUUACCAACCCAACCAGCAAAACAUCAGUCCACCUCUUCAACCGCUCCCACCUCCACUUCCACUCCAUCUGCCCGAAACUCCACCCAACUCAACUCUAAAAGCUCUCAGCCGAAAUCUGGCCAGUGCACAUCCAGACACCUGCCCUCUGUAGGGUUCCAGCCGAGGGGCCCGGCUCCUCGUACUGUCGAUGUCAAAGACAGAAGCUUUUCUGAGCAACGCAGGGAUACCAAAGUCCCCUCGGACCUACGCAAGGCAGUCCUGGCCAGUCCUCGCAGGGAGACUCUGCUCUAAACCACCGCUAAAAGCCCAGCCCUGGAGUCUCAUGCACGCCAUUCCCCCUCCAUGGUCAACCUGCAUUCCAUGUUUGAGAGGAAGUACCACACAUUCAGUCGAUCGACGACCCACCUUAUAUGAGAUCCG
Messenger RNA from Scomber scombrus (Atlantic mackerel), 3805 nucleotides. It is a transcript of the gene ect2, whose product is annotated as epithelial cell transforming 2. Gene Ontology annotation, biological process: intracellular signal transduction; nervous system development; mitotic cytokinesis. Gene Ontology annotation, cellular component: cell cortex; nucleus. Gene Ontology annotation, molecular function: GTPase activator activity; guanyl-nucleotide exchange factor activity. The record is from RefSeq and is a predicted model, not a curated record. NCBI's taxonomy places the organism in Eukaryota, Metazoa, Chordata, Actinopteri, Scombriformes, Scombridae.